This is a messenger RNA of Coffea eugenioides, 1746 nucleotides long. RefSeq names its product zinc finger BED domain-containing protein RICESLEEPER 2-like. Lineage: Eukaryota; Viridiplantae; Streptophyta; Magnoliopsida; Gentianales; Rubiaceae. The transcript is spliced from 4 exons. Bases 1 to 1746 code for a protein of 581 amino acids. The record is from RefSeq and is a predicted model, not a curated record. Gene Ontology annotation, molecular function: protein dimerization activity; DNA binding.
AUGGAUACAAGUAUGACAUAUCCAAAUUCAAUCAGUAUUGAAGAAGAUGGUGAUACAGGGAGUAGUGAUAGCAUCGAGGAAACAGGCCACACCAAUCAUCAAUCUCAAUGCCCUGACACUAGUGCAAUUGGGAAAAAGAAAUUACCUCCAAAAGCUACAAUCAAUAUGCCUGGCAAGAAGAGGAGAUUAAGUUCAGAAGUUUGGGAUUACUUCGACAUUAUUCCCAAAAAGGAUCCAAACGAUGAGUUGAAGUGCAGAUGCAAGAAAUGUGGGAAUGAAUAUUCUGCUGAGAGUAAAAGUGGGACAGAAAAAAUUCUGAAUUUUUCUUAUAUGCCUCCUCCCCAUAAUGGUGUUGCAUUAGCUGAAAAAAUUUACAGUUUGGCUAGUAGUUGGGGUAUUGAAAGGAAGUUGUUUGCCAUCACAUUAGACAAUGCUUCUGCAAAUGAUUCUUGUGUUGCAAUACUUAAGAAUCAGCUUAAGUUGAAAAAUUCUUUAAUUUGUGAUGGUAUGUUGUUUCAUGUGAGAUGUUGUGCACAUAUUCUCAACUUGAUUGUGCAAGAUGGUUUGAAAGAAAUUGAUAAAUCUGUGGAGUUAAUAAGAGAAUGUGUCAAGUAUGUCAAGGGUUCUCAAACAAGGAAGUUAAGGUUCACCGAAUGUGUAACACAGACUUCUCUUGAUUCCAAAAAAGCCUUAGUUCAAGAUGUUCCUACUAGGUGGAACUCCACAUAUAGAAUGCUUUCCAGUGCACUUUAUUAUCGCCUUGCAUUUUGUCACUUACAAUUAAGUGAUUCAAAUUUUCGGAGCUGUCCAUCUCUUGAAGAAUGGGGAAGAGUUGAAAAAAUUUGUAGUUUUCUUCAAGUUUUUUAUGAGGCAACUAAUGCUUUUUCGGGGUCCAAGUAUCCAACUAGUAACUUGUACUUUCCUCAAGUUUUUAAGAUUCAAUUGAAGCUGUCUGAGGAGUGCAAUAGUUCAGAUGAUUUUAUGAAGAGGAUUGCUUCCCAAAUGUUUGUGAAGUUUAACAAAUAUUGGUCUGAGUUCAAUCUCUUGUUGGCAAUUGCUGUGGUAUUUGAUCCCCGGUAUAAAUUUCAGUUUAUUGAAUUUAGUUAUAAUAAGCUAUAUGGUCCGGGGUCUAAUAAAUUAGUCAAGGUUAGGAAUGCACUUUUUGAUGUCUAUAAUGAGUAUGUGAAGAUUUCCAACACACCUGGUGCAUCAUCUUCAUGCUCUCGAGGCAGCAAUGAAGUUUAUUCUCCUCAUGGAGCCAAGGAACAAGAAGACAACCAAUCAUUUGAUAUUUUAGAGGAAUUUGAUCAAUUUGACACCUUUGAAUUUGCCUGUGGUGCACAAAAAAGUCAAUUGGAAUUGUAUUUAAAUGAGCCAAGAGCUAAACGAUCCUCACAUAUUAUUGUUCUUGAUUAUUGGAAAGCACAACAAUUUCGAUUUCCAGAUUUGAGUAAAUUGGCAAGGGACAUUCUAUGUGUUCCAGUAUCAACCGUUGCUUCUGAAUCUGCAUUUAGUCUUGGUGGUAGAAUUUUGGAUCAAUUUCGUAGUUCACUUUCACCCCAAAUUGUUGAGGCUUUAGUUUGCACUAAGGACUGGUUAUUUGGAGAUAAAAGUGAAGUUGCUAUGAAUGUGCUUGCCGUGAUCAAAGCAGUCCGGCUGCAGUUGGAGGUUGCUUGGAGGAUGCACAAGUUUGGCAUCAUUAUGAAUGCUGCUGUUGUUAAUGAUGAGGGCCGAAGCAUUGGUUGA